Pleuronectes platessa (European plaice) is the source of this 1141-nucleotide messenger RNA. It is a transcript of the gene tdgf1, whose product is annotated as teratocarcinoma-derived growth factor 1. NCBI's taxonomy places the organism in Eukaryota, Metazoa, Chordata, Actinopteri, Pleuronectiformes, Pleuronectidae. The transcript is spliced from 5 exons. Bases 1 to 588 code for a protein of 195 amino acids. The record is from RefSeq and is a predicted model, not a curated record.
AUGAACAACCUGAUUCCAACUGGACGAGCUUGUAAGGGAGUCAAAUGUGACCAAGAUCAACCUCCUCCUCCUCCUCCUUCAUCUUCUUCAUCAUCAUCAUCAUCAUCUUCUUCUUCUUCUUCGGUGGUGAAACCCCAGCCGCCCUCUCAGGAUUUUUUGGAUCAGUUUGCACAGGUGAGCUCCCCAAACAGUGGAGGGGACCGUAAACACCGUGACGCCAGCGCCGUCCUGCCCUUCAUCGGCCUCACAGGCAGCGCCGAGCAGAGCCGCAGCUGCUGUAAGAACGGAGGAACUUGUAUCCUGGGAAGUUUCUGCACCUGCCCGCACUUCUUCACCGGGCGGAGCUGCGAGUACGACCAGCGAAUCAGGAGCUGCGGUUUGAUUCCUCACGGGGAGUGGGUUCAGAAAGGAUGCUCCUACUGCCGCUGUGGGUACGGAGCUCUGCACUGCUUCCCCAACGUCUUCCAUAAAGACUGUGAUGACUCGGAGGAGGUGCGUUGGUAUCGCUCAUCAGCUGAGAGGACGGUUCCCAACACUUCCUGCUUCCUGUUCCUGACGCUGCUUCUUCCUCUGCUCGUCUUCCUCUGAUGGUUUAAGAAGUAAAAACACGAGGGAAACACGAGGAUCUAUUUUAAACUCUGAGCUGUGGACAUUUUGAAAAGGUGGAUUUUACCAAACAGUUUAUUUGAAGUGGUCCAGCUCAGGAUCAGGAAGUACUUUGUUGUUAAACUGGGAACCAGAGGAUGUUGAUUUUAAACUGGUACAUCAGCCUGUGGUGGUUUACAGGGACGUUCUGAGACUUUUUGGAUGAGGACCUCGAACUGUCUAUUUGUGUGUGUGUGUGUGUGUGUGUGAGUGCAGGAAGUUGUAAAUAAGAUUUUUAUGAAAAAUAUGUUUUUUCUGUUUUUUCAUCUCAUGAUCUGUGAAAAUCAGCUGAUUUUUUAUUUCUUUGUAAAAGAAGACCCAGAGUGAAUUUCACUGAACUCUGUGUGUUUCUGCCUCGUUUGCACAAACUGAGCUGAUGUGACCUUUUGUCCUUUAAACUCUGUAUAAACACGUAUAUGUGUUUAUUAAAGUAAACUAUUGUUGUGUUACAGCAUUUUUCAGAGGGAAUAUUUAAAAUAAAAAGUGACUGUUCAGA